ACUGCAGAAGAAAAAGUAUCAUGUGUAUCGAUGUGUAUAUAGGUGUGCCAGUUUGAGCGGUUUGAUCGGUUUGAUUGUUCGUUGGUUAAGUGCGAUCAAGUGCGUGUAGUGGUAUGUGCCGCACAAAUAGGGAGGUAGAAAGAGAUUUUUGUGCAUGAAAAAUGGCUUUGUCCGAGAUUGGAAAGGAGAGACGAGAAUCCACUCACAGACCAAAGGAAGGAUCACUCAGGCCAUUCUACAAGUGUAUCAUGAGUCUGUGGAUAUUAAUCCAUUCAAUAAUUGAUUGUAUUAUUGACGUAUUUUGUUCCUUCUUUUAUGAUGACUCAAAACGGACACAAAUUCCAGGGGUUAAGGAAUCUUUUCUUAUGGAAAGUGCUGUCUCUCUUGCAGAAAGAAUUAGGCACAAAGAGGUGAGUGCAGAAGAGGUAGUGCAGGGAUUCAUUAACCGUAUCCAUGAAGUGAAUUCACUGAUUAAUUCUGUGGUGGAUGAAAGAUUUGAAGCGGCUUUGCAGGAAGCAAGGGACGUAGAUGCUUUCCUAGCAUCGACUAAACUAACUGCUGAGGAGCUCAAACUUCAGAAACCUUUCCUAGGAGUGCCCUUCACUACAAAGGAUAGUACAGCAGUACAAGGUAUGCGUCAGACGUUGGGACUAGUGUCACGCCAAAAUGUAAAGGCUGCAGAAGAUGCAGAUGUAGUGAUCCUGUUGAAGAAAGCUGGUGGCAUUCUUAUUGCAGUGACUAACAUUCCUGAAUAUAAUUUGUGGUGUGAAUCCCGUAACAAUGUUUAUGGGCAGACAUUGAACCCCUACAAUACAACAAGGACUGUUGGAGGAUCUAGUGGUGGGGAGGCAAGUAUCAUUGCUACUUCUGGCUCUCCCAUGGGCAUUGGAACUGACAUCGGAGGGUCUAUUCGAAUGCCUGCUUUCUACUGUGGAAUUUUUGGACAUAAACCUACUACAGGCUUGAUAUCUACAAAAGGGCUUUCAAAAAGAACAGGCCAGGAAGAGAAUACAAUGGUGACAGCUGGGCCACUGUGUAGAUAUGCCCAAGAUCUUCUGCCAUUUCUUCAAGUAAUGGUUGGAAACAACAUCUCAAAGCUCAAGUUAAAUGCUGAGGUGUCUCUGAAGGACAUACAAUUCUUCUAUAUGGAGAAGUCUGGAGAUCUGCGUUCAAGUAGUGUUUGUGAGGAGAUGAGACUGGCCUUGAGGAGGGCAGUGUCGCACUUCCAGGACAUCAGUAAGAGUCCAGUUCAGAAGGUAAAGUUCUCGGAUAUGAGAUACAGCUUUAAAUUAUGGAGAUACUGGAUGACCAGAGAGCCAUUUGAUCUGGCAAAAGAACUGGCAGAUGGCAAGGGCACUGUUUCAGUGUGGAAGGAACUUCUCAGGAAAUUACUAGGUCAGAGUGACUUUACAUUUGCUUCAAUAAUGAAUCUUGUUAACCGCUAUGUACUACCCCAAGAAAAUUCUGAAUGGGCAGAGAGCACUACAGAGCGCCUGCUGUCAGAAAUACUGGAGAAACUUGGUGAUAAUGGUGUCCUUCUGUAUCCAAGCCAUCCAUUCCCUGCUGUUUAUCACUACUCAUCUCUCUUGCGUCCCUACAAUUUUGGCUACUGGGCUGUAUUCAAUGUGCUCAAGCUUCCAGUUACUCAGGUCCCCAUGGGACUGAACAAAGAUGGCCUGCCUCUAGGAAUUCAGGUGGUUGCUGCACCUUACAAUGAUCACCUGUGCAUUGCUGUUGCUAGAGAACUGCAGAAAGCCUUUGGGGGCUGGGGCCCUCCUUUCCCAGUAUAAAGUAUUCAUACCACUAAGGUAUGGAGUUUUUACUCUAAGUUACAGGGUAAUGGAAAGUGGCCAAAACAGUUAAACUUGGUGGAGGAGAAACACAUUUAAAAAUAAUUCCAUUUGUAGACUGCAGCUGGGUGUGAAGAUAUUAAUAUGGAUUGUAUGUUAUGUUUUAAGGGUUUCUGUUGCAUUCCAUUCCAUUUGUGAUAUUUUUUGUAUUAUGAAAGUGCAUUGUUAUGUACAGGUAAUAUUUUAUAAUGGCAGCUUGUGAAAUGGUGCUGUUAGAUGUUGUUAGUGAUGAAUAUUUAUGACUUCAUAGGCCCUCACUUCACAGAACUGUGUCUGCUGUCAUGUUGUCUGUAACCUCUCCAUUCGUAUUCAUGUAGUCUCCUUUUUUAGUCUGUAAUCUUCAUUUAUUCAUUUCACCAUAUUUUCUACUUGCAAGUUGGCUAUCUCAGCCAUUCUUCCUUUCCUAGAAUUCUCAUUACUACCCCAUUAAUGAACGUAACUUGAUCUGGAGUUAAAAUGUCGUCCAUUGACCUUUUCCACCAGAUGGGCUGUCCAGUGACAAACCCUUCAUUCUUGCACCUUCAUUCUUCUUUAUCACCCAGUGGUGUUCCCAUUGCAUCUGUAUCCACUUGUUUAUUUGGUUUGUCUUUUUUUUAUUUGACAUCUUAGUUUCUAUAGCCCUCAAAGGAGUCUUUACUGCCAUCUAUGCAUAACACUGCAAUUUGGCUGAUGUUUCUGCUUUAAAAUCUUGCAGAGUUAAAGACAGUUGUUGAAUAUUGUUUAAUCCAGCAAAGCAUGUAUACGUUAAUAGAUGCACUCACAGUGAAUUUAGUGGAAUCAGUUAUUUAUGUUGUUAUGUCUGUCUCUUUCUUUAACUCUGUGUCACUUACAUAGGUUAUAUAUAUUGAUCAGUGAAAAUGUUAGGAAUUGGUAUUCUUACAUUUGCUCACCAGUCUUAUGGCUGUAGUUUGAACUAGGAGCUUUUGCAGUGUGAUGCAGUUAUUAACAUAUACAAUGAAACAUAUGGUAGGAUGUGCUUUAUUCAAUGUAAGGCCCCUUAGUAAAGUGCCCAAUAUUUUUAGUUGCUUUGUUUUGUUGGGCUCAGUCAGUAGGGUUACUAGGCUAAACCUAGGCAACCAAAGAAUCAGUUUCAAUACCUGGUAAGAUAAAGAGGUUUUUUCCUUCCCUGUAGUAUCCUGACUUGUUCUGGUGCCAACCCAGCCUCCUUUACAAUGGGCAUGGGAGGUGACGUGACAGGGGCAUGAAUCUGACCACUCACCUCCUUUCAGUGCCAAGGUUAAGAAUAUGUGGAGCUCUGGAUCCACUUCACUGUAUGUUUUCAUGUUGUGGUGCUUACCUAAUUAAGCACAGGGAUAGUUUUAAUUGUGUAGCAGGUUGAUAACUGUGUCUGCCCACAUCAGUAUUCAGUGACUUGUCAUUUGAUUCACAGAGUGCAUUUAUAGGCUUGUUUAAUUUUCACAAGAAAUAUGAUUUAUUUUUAUAAAUGUAAAUAAAGAAAUGUAACAGAGAUGAUCUGUUUUUGCCUGGAGUUCAGGGCCAAAUUUUGAAAUAUAAGUCUUACCUUUAACGUAAAAGUGUUUUUGACAUCAACAGUACCAUUGCAUAUAACAAUAUUGUUAUUAUAUAUUGCAUUCUAGUAAAACUGUUUGCAUUUUAUACCUGUCAUAAUUGAAGGAAGCAUGAGGAACAGAGUUCUUAUAUAUGACCAAAACUAAGGUAAAAGUUGCAGUCCUAAUUUAAUUACUUUAUUCUUUUUGUAAUUUAUAAUAAAUAUGUUUGUUGGUAAAUGGAGAAAUCUUCAACAUUGAAUAAAAUGUCUUGUGAGGUCAGAUGGUUUAAUAGUUC
Cryptotermes secundus is the source of this 3656-nucleotide messenger RNA. Its product is annotated as fatty-acid amide hydrolase 2. The record is from RefSeq and is a predicted model, not a curated record. The coding region runs from base 162 to 1790 and encodes 542 amino acids. The transcript is spliced from 11 exons. Lineage: Eukaryota; Metazoa; Arthropoda; Insecta; Blattodea; Kalotermitidae.